AUGUCGAACCCCACAGGCCGACCCAGCAACAUUGCUUUCGGUAUCACUGACGCUAAAGAAGACAAGAUCAUCGCCCUCCACGAUGCAGCUCUGGCUGCACUAAAGAGUCUGGACAGUUAUCUCGACACUGAGACGUUCGAUGCCCAACAAGAAAACUUUCGUUUCUUGACUUUGGCACAAAGAGCGACAUAUCGAAGCCGUGUGGUAGAACUGUCUGAGUACGCUGAUGGAAUGGUGAAACGACUUGUUGACGUGGAUGAUUGUCUGUUCAUUGUGUAA
Messenger RNA from Parastagonospora nodorum SN15, 279 nucleotides. RefSeq lists its product as hypothetical. The coding region runs from base 1 to 279 and encodes 92 amino acids. The record is from RefSeq and is a predicted model, not a curated record. The transcript is spliced from 2 exons. Lineage: Eukaryota; Fungi; Ascomycota; Dothideomycetes; Pleosporales; Phaeosphaeriaceae.